AGUAACAUGAGGGAUCGAAUGGAAAGAUUUGUGCUGUUUCCUUUCACUGCAGGAUGCAUCUCUGAAUCGAGCAUUGCGGUUGGGCUGCAGCAAGCUAAGAGAUCAAAGAUGGACAUGGGUUCAACUCCCACAAGAGAGAAGGACGAAGAGGAGGAGGAAUACGAGGAAGAUGAAGAGAGCUUAUCUGGUGAAAACUUUAAGAGCCCUUCAAGCCUAUUGGCGAUUCCAAGAUUCCAGAAGCUGUUCAAGAAUUUCAAGAACUUCUCUCAAUCAUUCGUAUACAAAGACGAGUUAGAAGACACAGAAAUGGGAAUGGAAAUUGGAUUACCGACGGAUGUGAAGCAUGUGACUCACAUAGGUUUGGAUGGUUGCGCAAGCUCAAUCCUCGCAAAGGGAUGGAAUAACGUCACCAAGCCAGAUACCACCAAUCUCCCUUCCUUUCCUUCGACCCCACUUCAGGUUGCCAUGGCCAUGAACGCUGAAAAUCCAACCAUUAGGGGCUUGCUUGAAACCAAAUGAAGAAAAUUUAUUAUGUAAUCAAUAGAUGGAAGCAGCACCUGAAUCUGGAUGUAUAAAAAACUUAUAUGACAGUCCAUGAAUGGCUUGCUCAUGUAUCUGUAAUGUUUAUCUGUGGUCACUGUGGUUUGUGUAACCAUGUGGGACCUCUUAAUACCAUCUCUUGCAGUUAUGAUUUUGGUCUA
Molecule: messenger RNA, 701 nt
Organism: Salvia miltiorrhiza (redroot sage)
Lineage: Eukaryota; Viridiplantae; Streptophyta; Magnoliopsida; Lamiales; Lamiaceae
Product: CRIB domain-containing protein RIC4
Exons: 3
Coding region: 7-519 (170 amino acids)
Source: RefSeq, a predicted model, not a curated record